This is a messenger RNA of Hyla sarda, 2853 nucleotides long. RefSeq names its product follicle stimulating hormone subunit beta (gene FSHB). Gene Ontology annotation, molecular function: hormone activity. The record is from RefSeq and is a predicted model, not a curated record. Gene Ontology annotation, biological process: G protein-coupled receptor signaling pathway. Lineage: Eukaryota; Metazoa; Chordata; Amphibia; Anura; Hylidae. Bases 40 to 465 code for a protein of 141 amino acids. Gene Ontology annotation, cellular component: cytoplasm; extracellular region. The transcript is spliced from 3 exons.
GUCUGUUUCCAGUAUGGCCAGUGAUAUUCUCAGCAGUACAUGAACUGUCAAAGAAGAAGAGUGAUGUGUAUACAAGAAAGCAUGGAGAAAUUAUUUCUAUACGCGCUGGUUUUGUGUUGGAAGAUCAUUUUGUGCACUUCCUGCCAGCUAUCUAACAUCACCAUUGUGCUGGAGAAGGAAGAAUGCGGUGCCUGUGUCUCUGUAAAUACAACUUGGUGCUCAGGAUAUUGUGAAACAAAGGAUCCAAAUAUAAUGCACCCCCACAAGUCUGAAAAACAACAAGUCUGCACGUACAAAGAGAUCACUUAUGAAAUGGUGAAAAUUCCUGGCUGUCCCGAGAAUGUCAAUCCCUUCUACACUUAUCCGAUGGCGGUUGAUUGUCAUUGUGGAAGGUGCGACUCUGAAACUACUGACUGCACAGUGAGAGGCUUAGGGCCUACUUACUGUUCCCUCAGCCAAGACUGAACGUCGAAAAUUAUACCUUACAAAAUAAUGUAAAGAGCAAUUCUAUCUAAAAAUGCUGAAACAACGGGGCAGCUGAGCCCUUUGCCCCUUUGCCUCAAUUAAGCUCUGCUUGGCGGAUCCUCGGAAGUGCAAACUGAGCCAUUUAUGGAUCCAUAGAAACACCACAUGCUUCACCUCUCCGAGUAUCAGGCGAGCACAGCUGAAGGGGUGCAACACUCAGCUGAGCACUUCAAACCCAGUCAAACCGAUUCAGCACAAAGGAUUGGGUCCUAGAGGUGGUAUAUGGCAUAUCCUUUGGGAAUAUCUCUUUAAAGUGACCAUCCAGCAAAACCUAAUAUUCCCCUCCCAGCUUAAGCAUAAUAUGGGUAUACGACUGCCAUGUUCCCCCUUCUUAUUAAGCACUCUUUUUUCACAAUAGGAUGCCGUCUUCCGUCCCGUGCUGGAAGUAACGUGAUUAGUGUAACUCUAGGAGACUAUUGGUGAGACUUACAGAGUUACAUUAAGAAAGUGACUUCUAGUCUACACACAGACCUCAGUGUGAAUCGGCAGCGGGGAAUGGAAAUAAUGUCCUGUCAUGAAAAUUAAACACCCAGUAAGAGCAGGGCCGCCGUUUACCUUAGCCAUGCUUAUGCUGGGUGGGAAAUAUAAUUUUGCGCUAAAGUGGCCCUUUAAUUGCUAGAUUAUUCAUAACCCUUAAUACCAUGCACGUUUAGAUAAGCAUCUAGCGCUUUCUAAAUGCUGUCGUAGUAUCUAACAUUACUCCCUCUUCGUGUAAACUCCAUAGUUUGACUACUCUAAAUGUAAAGAGCCCUUUCCUAUGCAAAAGUCUGAAUUAUCUCUCUCUACAACUAAUGAAUGACCCUGGUCUUUUAUAAAGAAUUCUUUGUAAUAACAUAUACUUUUUUUUUCGAGCUGAAAAAAUACAAUUUUAUUAGCCUCCUUACCCACCUUGAAAUCCCUUCCCACUCUCCUAUAUCCUUAUUACAGUGCAGAGCCCAAAGUAAACACUGUAUUUGAAAGAUUUGUAAAACAGUAAAAUGAUAUUGAGACCAAAGGUUUUUAUAUCUCUUGUUAUACAUCCUAGAUCUCACUCGAUAGUCUCUGUAACUUGUACUGCAGUGCAGUAGUUACCAAUAAUUGAAACAAGGGAAUAAACUAAGAAGCAACUCAACUGAACUUCAACAUUUUGACUUGAGAGAAAAAGGCGAAAAAGCAUUAUUACAGUCAAAUCUCCCUUGGCGGACACCUCCCAAUAAGUGAUACCUCCCAAUAGCGGACAGUUUGCAAUUCCCCGGUAGAGUCCUAUAAGACUUAAUGUAUUAAUGCACCCUCUGAUUAGGAGACACUCCCAAUAGUGGACAUGUACAAACCUUAUAGGGGACAAAACACUCCCAAUAGAGGACAAAACACACCCAAUAGCCUAUGACAGCCUAUGUGCCAGUGUGCCAGCCUUGUACAGAGGGCCACCGUCAGGGAGAUACAGCCAAUACAUCAGUAAGGGGCCCAGGCUCCAAGGGGAUCCUGACCCCAGCUGCACCCCCCUGCAAAAGCCCCAGAACAGAAGCAGAAGACUCCUGUAUAAAAAGUGGUCUCCUGCUUCUGUCCGUCCACGGCCACAUAAUUCGCCCCAACACCCCGUGCCACUUUAUUCCCCCUGUGCCAAAUCCUCCCCUCUGUAUUACACCCUGUGCCACAAAAAUUUCUCCUUGAUCCCCCCCCCGUGCUAUUUAAUUCCCCUUUUAUUACCCUUUGUGUAAAUUCAUCAUCCCCUCUUUACCACCCCCUGUGCCAUUUCAUCCCACCUGUGACAUUUAAUCCCCCUUUAUCCCCAUGUGCCACCUUACUCCCCCUCUGCCAAAUUACCCCCCACACAGAUGGGAUCAAGGGGAAAUUAUGUGGUACAGGGGUAAGGGGGGAUGAUUUGGCAUAAGGCACAGGGGGGAUAAAGUGGCACAGGGUAUAGGGGGGGUACAGGGGGUUGAUAAGGGAUGAUUAAACGGCACUGGGAGAUUCUAUUGUAAUAUUGCUUUCUAUCAUGUUUUUUAGGUAAUUUUUGUAUUCGGUCAUUUAGAAAGGUUUUUAAGCAUUUUUUUCCAAUAGGGGACAUCUCUCAAUAGCGGACACUUUUUUAUUCCCCGUGAGUGUCCACUAUUGGGAGAUGAUUCUACUGUACAAGAUUUUUAGGUAGAAUUGCACUUUAAAACUUUCAAAAAGCAGCAUACUAAUGUAUAGAUAUAUGAAAUGCAACUCUCUGCAUCACUUUAAUGCAAUAUAUGUCUCUCAUAUGCAGAAUAUACGUUUGUUUUAGUUUGCAUUAUGUUCUUGUUUCUAUAUAAUGAAUGGAGUUUAUCAAGUGGUGCAUUUUUAUGUAUAAGUAGAUAAAAACUG